GACUUGACUUUUUUAUUGACAAGCGAAGCCGAAUAAAAAUUAAAAAAAGUCCGUUGCUACUCGUUUUCUUGUUAUUUUUUAUUUAUUAAACAAGCAGAAUCCAUAAAAAUGUCGUUCGAUUUGAACGCAAUAUGUACAGCUUUAAACGAACCAAAUAGAACAGUGAGUGGAGUUGAUUUUUCUGGAAGAUCAUUAAAAUUGGACACUGAAAGCGAUGCACAGCCAAUUGUGAAUGCAAUCAAUGCAUGUCCAGAUUUAGAAUACUUGACACUCACAGGCAACACUCUUGGAGUAGAAGCUGCACAAGCCAUUGCUAAGGCCUUGGCUCAACAUCCCGAGUUAAAAACAGCAAGGUUUUCAGACAUGUUUACUGGUAGAAUGAAAACAGAAAUACCUCCGGCUUUAAGUGCACUUGGUGAUGGUAUGAUAGAAGCUGGUGCUCGUCUUUCAACUCUAGAUUUAAGUGACAACGCCUUCGGACCCAUCGGUGUUGAAGGUUUGGCAAAGUUGCUACAAAGUGAUGUGUGUUCACAAUUACAGGAGUUACGUCUGAACAAUAAUGGUUUAGGUAUAACGGGAGGUCGGUUGCUGGCAAAGGCUUUGUCAGCGAAUCCACGAAGUCUACGCGUAUUUAUAGCUGGACGAAAUAGGUUGGAGAAUGAAGGGGCGAAAGCGUUAGCUGGUGUUUUUCAGUCGAUGGGAACACUGGAAGAGAUAUCGAUGCCGCAGAACGGUAUCUACCACGUGGGGAUUUCCGCGCUGUCGGAGGCGCUGAAGCACAACCCUCGUCUGGCGCGCCUCAACCUCAACGACAACACCAUCGGCCCGCGCGGGGCCGGCGCACUGGCUGCCGCGCUGCCGAGAUUAAAAAAUCUGAAAUCGAUCAACUUUGGGGAUUGUCUGCUGAAAAGUUCAGGCGCUCGUGCGCUGGCUCAAGGUCUCAAAGAUAACUCUGUUUUAUUAGAGUCACUCGAUCUCAGUCACAACGAGAUUGGAAGGGAUGCGUGCAUGGAGGUGGUGGAUGCGUUGACAGCUCUCCCAGACAGCGCAGACAGACUCACGAGGGUCGUACUAGCUGGUAACAGCUUAGGAGGUGCAGCGAACAAGAAAACAAUGAAAAGUAAAUUGGGCCCGUCAGCGGAGCUGAGUGAUGGUGAAGGAAGUGAAGAUGAAUAUGUAUCCGGUUCGGAUGAUGAUGAAGAUGAAUCAGACCAAGAGAAUUCGGAGGACAGCGCAACAGAGGACGCACAGCACCUCGACACCAGCCUGGAUACUGGGAACAUUAUGUUGGAGCAAACCGACAUAGUAAGAGAAGUUGAAACGGACGUUGGUAAAUUCCUGCACGAUCCAACGUUGGACAAUUUGGCCAAGCUUGGAUCAAACGCCGCUGACGUCAUCGAUGUCCAUCUACAGUCAAUACAUGACCCGGAGAGUUUGAUCCACGCGUACGUGGAAGCUCUGUGCUGCGUGUCCGGCCUCUCUGCGGAGAGCGCGUCCGCCGCGGAGAGCGCCAGCCGUCUCUUUCACACAGUCGUCGCUAGAGCGAAACAGCAAUGGCCGCUCGCGAACGCACUCCUUCGGGCCUUACAACUUAUUAAAUCCGAAAACAAAGAUUAUAAAGUACGUUGGCGCGUUUCAUCGUGUUACUUAGUUCUGGCUAAGCAGAUCGAUGAGCCCUACUUCCCUAUUGCUCUCCGAGACACGCUCAAGUUCUUCAUAUCGAGCAAGAUGGCGUCAUUUCCGGGUGAACUUAAAGACAUAGUUGAGAAACAUCCGAACUUGUACAUUUAGAAUAAAUGAUAUGA
This is a messenger RNA of Nymphalis io (European peacock), 1805 nucleotides long. RefSeq names its product ran GTPase-activating protein 1 (gene RanGAP). Gene Ontology annotation, cellular component: perinuclear region of cytoplasm; nucleus; cytosol. Bases 109 to 1791 code for a protein of 560 amino acids. Lineage: Eukaryota; Metazoa; Arthropoda; Insecta; Lepidoptera; Nymphalidae. The transcript is spliced from 12 exons. Gene Ontology annotation, biological process: activation of GTPase activity; signal transduction; nucleocytoplasmic transport. Gene Ontology annotation, molecular function: small GTPase binding; GTPase activator activity. The record is from RefSeq and is a predicted model, not a curated record.